This is a messenger RNA of Biomphalaria glabrata, 5293 nucleotides long. Its product is annotated as GATOR complex protein NPRL3-like. The transcript is spliced from 9 exons. Gene Ontology annotation, biological process: negative regulation of TORC1 signaling; positive regulation of autophagy; cellular response to amino acid starvation. Bases 1677 to 3536 code for a protein of 619 amino acids. Lineage: Eukaryota; Metazoa; Mollusca; Gastropoda; Planorbidae. The record is from RefSeq and is a predicted model, not a curated record. Gene Ontology annotation, cellular component: GATOR1 complex.
AAAAAAUAUUUAAAGACAGAGGAGGCUCUUAUAUUUUGGACACUGCAUCAAAUUCUACUUAUUUGAACGCAUCACUUUUUUUUUGUUUGUAAAUCAUUUGUUUUUAUGUUUGGUGCAAAAAUCGACAUUUUGGGACUGCGCAUGUCCAAUUUUAGUUAAGUUCCGGUAUUUUUGUUCUGCUUUUCAAAAGCAGAUGGUAGUUUUUUAGAUUCUCUGUAACCAUGUAUGUAAAGCUAUUGUUUUAACCUCCCCCGGCAAAUCACACCCAUAUAAGAGAUGAGGGCUACAUUAUAAGCCUGUUUGAUCGUAGGCUGAUGGGCAUAUUCUUCUUCUUCUUAAACUGUCAUGUAGAGUUGAGCCUUCCGCUCUUGGAACUCUAGGCCAGCAAAAGUGAACAAGAGCUCCCUCUCAUUGGCCUGUAUGAAAACAGUGUACACUGUUUUGUCUGGCGGGUGGGUCAGACUCGCGGCAAGAGGUCGCAUAUAGAUCUACUAAGACCCCCGCCAUUUUUCUUUUCUAUACCAGGCUAACCAUGCGGGACACCCCAUUUAUUAUGUAACGGCCCCUUGAGGAACAGCACCUGGAUUGUGACAAGGUCGUAGGAGCUUUUUUACAACUCCGCGCAGUGCAAUGAGGAUGCUCUCGCACCCCCCUUAGGCACCCCCAUGGGAGUCUUGUUUUGCUACCCUUUAGCCUAAUCAUUUCCUCCUACGAUAAUUUCCACCUGGGCGCCACUAUGAGGCAGGGUAGCAUGCCCUGGAUGGGCAUAUCAAAAUAAGCUUACAAACAUCUUGGGAAAGACAUGCCAAUCACAUUUAUACUGUUAGCUGUUAAAUAAAAUUAAAAAAGGAGCUGUCCCAACGAAUAAUAAUGAAUUUAACUCAUUCUUCUUCAUUGGACACUGCAAAAUCUUAAUAAGAAAUAUUAUUGGGAUUAAUAAAUCUAUGAUUUUUUCAAUGAAUAAACAUGACCUAGAUUGGGAUAUUUAGAAUAUAUAAUUUAUGAAUGAAAAAAAAGUGUGGGCUGCUAAUUUGAAGCCAGAGACCAUGCCCACUGCAGGUGGUCACGCCAGGUGAGCUGGCGGUGAGGAGAUGUAUUAACUAAGCAUGUAGUGUCACAAACUAUCAAACAGGCAGUGGAGGGAAGGGGGAGAGAGUCAUGAAAAGAAUUAUAAGCAUCUAUGGGAGGGAGGGGGUGUUAAGGUGUAACAAAACAAACAUCCAAAUUAUGGAAACAAGAGGAUCCAUGGAUGGGAAUUAAAGAAAGAGAGAGAGAGAAUACAUGUAACCUAGUUGAAAAUAUCAUGUUUAUUAAAUUAUAAUAAUUAAUUUAUUGAUCUUUAAUCUAUAUAGAUUUAUUUCUGUCUGUUUCUACACAUAGAUUAUAUAGGUAUUUAAAUAAAUAAACUAUAAACCAUAUAGUUAACGAUAUAUAUAUAUAUAGACAGAGAGAGAGAAUGAGCCAAUAGACUAUAAAUACAUAUUGCAGAAGUGAAUCUACUUCUUUUAAUACAAUCUAAAUAAUUUUUUUAACAGAGAUAUAAUUUAUUACCAAUUAGAUCUACAUAGUGGUGUUCAGUGACAGUGCUCAGUGUCCAAUGCAGGGGAAAGCACAAAAACUGCGUUCAGCGUAGGAGCAUGAAGUGACCCAAUUUAUUUUAAUAUAACAUCCUGACUAUGAGUGUUUGCCCAAGUGACAUGGUGACAGCCAUGUUGAGUGAUCUUGAUCCAGUUGCUGUCAUACUUGUUUCCUCUGGGACCAAGGGAAAUAGACUUUUGUUCAGAUAUCCGUAUUUUCAGGAACCACAUAGCAAUCAUAAAUCAAGCAAAGUUGCCAUUAAAAAUCCAUAUGCGAUUAAAAUUGCUGAAAAUUUCCAGGACUUAAAAAAAGGAAAAUCCAUCACUACUUUCAUCAAAGAUGGGAGUCUCACUGGCUUUGCGGACAAAACACUGGCCAACUUUCUCGUGGCCAAGUCUGAGCUGUGCGGGAAGAAAUUCAGUGUCAAGAUUGAUGAUGUCCGGUUUGUUGGAUUUCCGAUGUCACUAACCCAGCUGUCCAAAGAGACAAACUUGCAAAACUCUUUGAACUCACGACUGCAAAACAUUCUGGCAAUCAAUGUGGUGUUUGCCUUGCGAGCUAACAUCGCAGAAAGCGUUACAAACUGCUACCAGGAGUUGGCCCAACAAAUCGCAGUAGCCAUCGCCCAUGAAGAGAAAAGAUGUUUAUACUUAUCAAAAGAGGCCAAGAUUAUGAUGGCUGCUUUUGAGGAAGCAUCAGUGACUGGUGAUGAGGACACAGUCUCCCCCUUGAAGCAGAUCAUCCACAAUAGCAAUCUGGCCAAAGAGCUGAUGUCGGUCUUUGAUAACUUAGUAAAAUCUGGCCAAGUUUUAUUCUUUCUGAACCAGUGGGUGGAAAUUAAUUUUUGUUUGCUGCACAAAAUUCAUGCGAACGUGCCAGGUGGGGUGUUGUUGGAGACAUUUUACAGAUUUCUGACCUAUGUUCGACCAUAUCAUGCCAUUUUGUUGACGAAGCCUGAGCAAGAACUUCUCAGUUCUCUACCCCUCGAUGGCUGUCCCUCACUAUCUCGGCUCAUUAAGCUGACCACCCCAGUGAAAAAUUUGAAGAUAUUAGCUUUGGAAACUGAUCUCAGUAUAACACAGAUUUACCAGCUAGUGUGUCACUUGGUUUACUGGGGUUUUGCAAUACUCAUCUACCCCAUGUGUCAGGCUAACCAGUACGUGCUGUCUCCAUCUGCUGAUACUGCCGUUGAUUCCAAACUAAGCCAAGAGUUUCACACAAGUUUUCCAGAGCUCCACCUAGUGGUGGAAAUGUCCAGGUUUUCCUAUCCAUCACGCAUGCAUGAAUGUUUUGAUGUGGAGCCCAUUGCCAACACGGCAUUGAUGGACAAAGUCAAUCAGGUUGUCGUUUGGAUGCUAAGGCAUCGCAUUUUGAAUCAGCUGCACACUUAUGUGAACUUACUGCCCUCAAGUAAGAAAGAGUUCUCGACUAACCCCAACAUGUGUCACUCCACCAUUUCAUCCACUCAUUCAUCAAGUUCCAGCGUGCAGGUUGUUGAAGAGUCCUAUCUUUCUAUUUUGAUGGAAGAUCCCACAACAUCAAAUCUUGAUCGAGCCACCAGUAUGUCAGAUGUUGCCAGUGUGAACAGCGAGGAGAGCGGAGGUCAGUCCACCACUCAGUAUACCAGUCAACUUUCUAAGUCACCCUCCCACGAGGCUAACAGUGAUUGCUCAAUGCUUCCAGAAGAUUCAAAACUCCAAUGGAGAAUGCAGGAUAAUCUGUUGAAUGAGCUAAAGCCUGGAGUUAAAGCUGCCAUUCUGCGUUGCCCGGCAGCUAAAAACUUUGAGGAUCUCUCACUCUUUGCUAAACUUGUUCCCUACUUCAACGGAAAGCACCACCUGGAGGAAAUCAUGUUUUAUGAAAAUUUGACCAGGUCACAGUUAGUGACGCUGCUGGAGAAAUUCAAAGAUGUUCUCAUACUGAGCAGCCACGAAGCCCUAGCAACAACUCUUAUUUAAUUUAUUUAUUCAUUUUUUGUGGACUUGUUAUCUUGUAAUUCAAGAAAUCAGAAAUGAUUGGAAAGAAAUAUUUCUUUUUGCUUUCUUUUAAUUUUUAUGGUUGUAAAUGUUAAAGAAAAUAUGGUUGGAAGGUAAAUGAAUGGACCAGCCUUUCUCUUGAUUUCCUGCCAAGAACAGCUGCUGACCAGGAAAAGUUGAGUGAUAAGGUUAUGUGAACUGUCACAGCGCCCCUACGACAAAAGUCUAGGGACAGAUGAUGAUGAUGAUGAUGAAGCGUUAUUUCUGUUAAAUAGAUCCAAGAUAAAGUUUUGUGUUGUUUUUUUUUUACAAUGUAAUCUGCGUGGCAUGAUGGCCAAAGAGUAAAGUGCUUUGCUUCUGAACUGGGGGAUUCAUUAGUUUGAACCCUCGUAUAGAUUGGGGUUUUGAACUUCCAGAUAUAUGGGAUGUCCCUGGGCCCAGCCAACCCAUCACAUUAGUUGGGAAAAGUUGGUGGCCACAUGACAACCAUAGAAACAGAUGAGCUUUACAUCAUUUACCCUGUAAGAUCCUAAAAAGAGAACUUUUACAGUAAAGCGGAGUAUGAAAAGAUGCUUUACAGAAAACCAGUAUUAAUGCCAUUUUCUUGUGUUUUCUAUACAUACAAAUAUCUGAAUUAAAAAAACUACUUUUAUGUCUUUCAUAUUGUAUUAACUGUGUUAAGUUUGUUGUAUUAACUCUGUUACUGUUAUGUUAGUAUUAAUUUUGUUACUGUGAAGUUUGUUACAAUCUCUUGUACACUUUUACUGUUGUUAAAUGUUAUGUAACUGCUGUUACUAUUGUAAUAACUCAUAAGUACCAAGGAUUUUAAUUCAUUUUGUAUUGUGCUGGCCACAUAAAUUCUUUUUUUUACCUGAACCAGGUGAUCAAUUAAUCGACUGCUUUUCAAACCUGUAGGUCUUUAAGGAAAACUUUUUCCUUCUUGUUAAACUUUGGUGAUUCCUUGUAAUGCUUAGAGUUAAUGAAAUGUGUAUGUAGCUGAUAUCAUUUGGUGCUGUCAACUCGGUUGUUUUUAACCUAAUAGUAACCGAGAGGAUAGCAUAGAGCUAUAAAUAUUACCAUCUGCCCUAAAUCCUUUAAAUAAAAAUACAAUCUUUUUGCUUUGCCAACAGUGGCAAGUUUGUUUUUUCUUUUUGUCUAAAACCUAGCUCUCGUUCCAUAGAGCUCUUUCUUUAUAUUUGUACCUUGUAACACAAAAGAGUUUCAUUUCCGUCGUACUUUAUGGAAAUUAUCUGGAGUGAGCGCAUCAAGUGUUCUCAGCUGACACAACCACAAGAUUUGAACGCAUCAAGGUUCUCUCCUGACACUACCAUAAGAUUAACUCAAUCUUAGAAGUAAUAUAUUCUUAAUGUAGCUAUGAUCAUGUUUAUGUCUCACUAUGUCUCAUGAAAUUAUUUUGAAAAAAUGACUGAAUGUUCACAAGCCUGGCUGGAUAGGACAGAAUUAUUGGAUCCAAAGCUUUGAAGACUUUCAUCCUUUCUAGUGCCACUUGGCACCUUUCUAUUUUAAAAAACUAUUGUUUUGAGUCAGCAUGAUAUUUAUACAAAUUUCUUCUUCCCCCCCCCCCUUCCCCAUAUUGAACUUCACUGGACCAUUUCAUUUUUUUUUCCAGAUGCAUCCAAAAUUUUUAAAUAUCCCAUGUUUGAUAUAAAAUAUUGACUUUUUCAAAAAAAAAAAAAGUAUUUGUAUGUGCACAGAAAAAAAGAAUUUAUUUCCAUGAA